UACUCCUCUCUCUCUCUCUUUCUCUCUCUCUCGCCCUUUCUCCAUCGCGGGCUCUGCUGCUCCUCCUCCUCCUCCUUCAAGACACUCCCAAGCUUCCCGGUCGCCGACCCUUUUACCGUCCUUUCGCCUUCAGUGUUUCUCUUCCAUAUCAUGAGGAUUCGGAAGAACGCAAGCCACAUGUCGGGACCAGCAGCAGCAGCAGCGAUGCCGCCUGAAACCACCGCCCACGUCAUCUGCCAGCUAAAUCAGUCGCCGUGGGAUCUGAUUCCCUCCUCCUCCUCUUACUACUCCGCCGCCGCCGCUCAUCCCGACAGUUUCCCCUCUCCCUCCUACUUCCUGCUAAACCGCCAGUUCCAAGCUGGGGAAGGUAGCAACAUCACCGGCAAUGGUAGCUUAGACGGCUCCGUCGGCGGUGGCGAGAGCGUGGCGUCGAUGAUGGAGGACGACACGGAUGGCGGAGACCAGAAGGCUGAGGAUGGGGAGGAAUCGACGGAAGCGGAUGUUUUCAACUAUCACGAUAAUGUUAAUGGCAAUAAUGGCGCCGCCAGUAGGUGGACGACGAGGAGAGGGGGGAGGGUAGUGAGUGCUAGCCACGGGAAGACGGCUGCGAACAAUACGACGUCGUCGGGGCGUCGAGGAGGGAGGGCAAAAGCGGCAAAGAAAGGGGCGGCGGCGGCGGCAUCGAUGAGCUCCGACCCCAACGAAUUUUACUAUUAUUCUGGAUUCGGACCGCUGUGGGGAAAACGGAGAGGAGGCCACCGCGCUGGCGCUGGCGCUGGCGGCGGCGAUGAGGCUAACAAUAAUAAUAUUAGUUAUGCUAGCAGCGGGGGUACUGGUCCGGCUGCGGGCCCAAGUCGUGCGAAUUCGUCUUCGCCGCCGUUAGCUGCGUUCGAUUUUAUUGACGAGGACUACGACUUUGACGAGGAGGAGGAGGAGGACCUGGAUGGGGCGGCGGGCGGCGAUUUCAUCAGCAAGAAGCGGAUGCGGAAACCGGUGAAAGCCAGAUCCCUCAAGUCGCUGAUGUGAAUGUGCGGUGGCUGAAUCGGGGAGAUAGCUAGGGAAGCGCACUGCCGUUAGCUCGGCGGCGGCGGGCAAGGUGUUCCUUCUCGUCUCCUUGGUUGAUAUUAUCGGUGGGGGUUUCUCUUUUCGCCUUUCUUUUUAUUUUAAUUUCGAUUAUUAUUAUCGUUUGAGCUUUAUUCUGUUUUUGAAUUUUUAGGGUUUAUUUAUGAGGGGAGAGCAGUGUGUUGUCGUGUUGUUGAGAUGGGGCAAGUGGAGGAGUUGUAGCCUUGUAGGGUGCGAUCCUCGUUGGGAUACCGUAGACUUUCUUUGUGAGUGACAACUUAAAUCUAUCAUUUGGGGAAAAUCUCGCCUUAUCUAAGCUAGUUUAGAGCUGAGAUUUUUUACCAGAUGGAUUGUUGUAAUAUAGAGAUUGGAGAUUAGGUGUUGUUUGUAUGUGUAAUUUUAACU
This is a messenger RNA of Linum tenue, 1467 nucleotides long. NCBI's taxonomy places the organism in Eukaryota, Viridiplantae, Streptophyta, Magnoliopsida, Malpighiales, Linaceae. The record is from the annotation of a GenBank genome assembly.